This is a messenger RNA of Abrus precatorius (Indian licorice), 1071 nucleotides long. RefSeq names its product GDSL esterase/lipase At5g03610-like. Bases 1 to 1071 code for a protein of 356 amino acids. The transcript is spliced from 4 exons. The record is from RefSeq and is a predicted model, not a curated record. Gene Ontology annotation, molecular function: hydrolase activity, acting on ester bonds. NCBI's taxonomy places the organism in Eukaryota, Viridiplantae, Streptophyta, Magnoliopsida, Fabales, Fabaceae.
AUGAUGGACUCACACAAGCAAUUAUUUUCCCUCUUAUCCAUUUCCCUAGUACUUCUACUCCUCUCAGGUAUGGCAGGAUUGCAAUCUGAGGCUCGUUUGCAGAAGGGUCACGAGCUAAAUUACGCACCCAAAAAAUUGUUCAUUUUUGGGGACUCUUAUGUUGAUACUGGAAACAAUAGAAAAGGUCAAGCUAGAUCCUGGCAAGUCCCUUAUGGCAUUACUUUUCCGGGCAAGCCUGUCGGUAGAUUCUCCGAUGGUAGAGUACUUACAGACUACAUUGCUAAUUAUUUGGGAUUGAAAUCGCCAAUCCCCCAUAGAUUGAGGAAAUUGAUGCCGCAACAUUUGAAAUACGGGAUGAACUUUGCAUUUGGAGGUACCGGGGUUUUUGAUACCUCUUUUAAAGCUCCAAACAUGACAACCCAAAUCGAUAUGUUGCAGCAACUCAUCAAAGAGAAAGUAUACUCUCCCUUAAGUCUCAGCAACUCUGUGGCCCUUGUCUCUGUUGCCGGAAACGAUUACACUCAUUACGUGGAAACAAAUGGCUCUACACAGGGUUUUCCGUCUUUCAUCGCCUCACUGAUUAAUCAAACCGCCACCAAUUUAAUUCGCAUCCAAAGGUUGGGAGUGAAGAAAAUCGUUGUGGAUAGUCUACAACCCCUUGGAUGCCUUCCUGCUUCUACAGCCUCAUCCUCAUUCCAACAAUGUAAUAGUACCUUCGACGACCUCGUAGUUCUCCACAACAACCUAUUGAAAAAAGCUGUGACCAAGUUGAACCAACAAACCAAGGAUCACUCCACCUUCAUAAUUCUUGACCUUUAUGAUAGUUUCAUGUCAGUGUUGAACCACCCUUCUACUAAUCACAUUAAGGACCAGUUCAAGCCAUGCUGCGUUGGGGUAAGUAGCCAAUAUCUUUGUGGUAAUGUGGAUGAGCACAACGUGAAGAAAUACAAGGUUUGUGAUAAUCCCGAAUCUGUUUUCUUUUGGGAUUCGGUGCACCCAUCACAAGCAGGUUGGAAUGCAGUUUAUAAUAAGUUGCAAAUGACAAGUGCUCUUCAACAACUCCGCUACUAG